AGAGAGAGAGAGAGAGAGGAAUUUAGACCGGAAUUGAGUGCCUUCGUUAUGAGAUAAGGGAUAUCAUGCCUCCUAAUGGAGUGAGGGUUGCUAUGGAAAUGCAAGCUGAAGCUGAACGUAAAAAGAGAGCCCAGAUUCUCGAGUCCGAAGGAGAACGCCAAGCCCAUAUCAACAUAGCUGAUGGUAAGAAGAGUUCUGUAAUCUUGGAAUCAGAAGCUGCAAAGAUGGACCAAGUCAAUCGAGCAUCAGGUGAGGCAGAAGCAAUAUUAGCUAGAGCACAAGCAACGGCCAGGGGGUUGGCCAUGUUAUCUCAAUCCCUCAAGGAAACUGGUGGAGUGGAGGCUGCGAGUUUGAGAGUUGCAGAGCAAUACAUUCAAGCUUUUGGGAACAUAGCCAAGGAGGGUACAACGAUGCUGCUUCCGAGUUCAGCUGCAAAUCCUGCAAACAUGAUCGCUCAAGCCUUGACAAUGUACAAAAGCCUCGUCCCCAACGGUGGUAUCAUCCAGGAAACCUCAGCAGUGGACUCCUCGUCUGAUGCGAAAUAGAAGAGGAGGUGGUGGUAGAAGAAGAAGAAGAAGAAGAACUAGGAACAAUAAUAAUUCUUUUUACCUGUGAUUUUACUCUGAACCGCUUUUCAGUAUUGAUAUAUGAAAAAACAGUUUUAUC
Raphanus sativus (radish) is the source of this 666-nucleotide messenger RNA. RefSeq lists its product as uncharacterized. The record is from RefSeq and is a predicted model, not a curated record. Bases 66 to 545 code for a protein of 159 amino acids. The transcript has 6 exons. NCBI's taxonomy places the organism in Eukaryota, Viridiplantae, Streptophyta, Magnoliopsida, Brassicales, Brassicaceae.